Cantharellus anzutake is the source of this 1890-nucleotide messenger RNA. RefSeq lists its product as uncharacterized. The record is from RefSeq and is a predicted model, not a curated record. The coding region runs from base 1 to 1890 and encodes 629 amino acids. Gene Ontology annotation, molecular function: oxidoreductase activity, acting on the CH-CH group of donors. The transcript has 10 exons. NCBI's taxonomy places the organism in Eukaryota, Fungi, Basidiomycota, Agaricomycetes, Cantharellales, Hydnaceae.
AUGCGAGUCGAAGAAGGGUUUCAACCCCCAUCAUAUGUUUUACCACAUCCGUACAGCGAAGACACUGUACUUCCUUCGUUGCUGAAGCGUUUGGCUCCUGAACCGUUGAGGAGUAAUAUCGAAAGGGAUCUCAUCCGCUGGGGCGAAGAUAUUCGGGGUCCCAUACAGAAGAUCGGUGCACUCGUUGAUCAGCCUCAUACCCAACCUUGGGUCCGGCAGUACGACAACUAUGGAAAGCGUAUUGACGAGCUUUUCACUUCAGAAGGGUGGAGGAUCAUCAAGGCGAUCGCAUUCAAGGAGGGUCUCGUGUCCAUUGCAUAUGACCGUGCAAAGUACGCCGAAUGGGCCAGAGUGUACAGUUUUCUCAAGAUCGCUGUCGGUUCUCCCGAUUUAAGGAUGAUUAUGUGUCCAUUCUCCAUGACGGAUGGAUGCGCUCGAGUCAUCGAACUCUACGGGACAGCUCAGAUGAAAUCAGAGAUAUUACCACGUCUUCUCUCGCGGGAUCCAUCGGUUGGUUUCACAUCAGGCCAGUGGAUGACUGAACGACCCGGAGGCUCUGAUCUCUCACAAAUUGAGAGUACUGCAUCCCGGACGCAAGAGCACGGGUUUGGAAGCGAACUGUGGCGCAUCAAUGGCUUCAAGUGGUUUUCAUCUGCGACAGAUGGUGAUAUUUCCCUCGCUCUUGCUAGAACCGGCGAAUCAUUAUCUCUGUUCUUAGUCCCCGUCAGGGUGCCACUUAUCCCUGGUCCUCCUGUAGGCUCGAUUGCACUGGGAAUCAAUGCGCGAACCAUCCCUCAGCUGCAGCCUGUGGAUACCAAGCUGAAUGGGAUCCGCAUCCAUAGGCUCAAGAACAAGAUAGGAACCCAGCCCGUCCCCACAGCAGAACUUGAGCUGCAUAAUACGCAAGGAUAUCUUGUAGGGCCGCUCAAUCAGGGCAUUAAAAGCGUGAUUCCUGUCCUCACCAUCACACGUCUUCACUCUGCCAUCAUGUCCAUCUCAUGUCUAGGACGAUCACUUCAGAUCGCCAAAGCUUAUGCCAACGUUCGAGUGAUCACCAAUUCGAACGCUGAAAGCGGAGGGACGUUAUUGCGUAAACUUCCCUUGCACACCUAUACACUUGCCAAAGCGUCUGUUCUCUACAGAGCUCUUACCCAUAUGGUGUUUGGAGCGGUAGUAUUGCUGGGGCGAUCCGAGAACGGCAACGCCUCCGUAGAAGAAUUCGCACGGUUGAGAUUGCUCAUUCCUGUAGCCAAAGGUUUUGCUUCGAGCUUCGCAGUCAGCGGGAUGGAGGAGUGUAUGGCUUCCAUGGGCAGUCAGGGAUACAUGGAAGAAACAGGUAUUGGAAGGAUGAUACGUGACUCCCUGGUAGAGAAAAUCUGGGAAGGAACUGCGAACGUGCUUGCCCUUGAUGUCCUGAGGGCGUGUAAGGACGCGGUAGCUCUCGAUUCUUUUUACGCAUGGGGCAAUGGGCUAGUCGAAAGAGCAUCAUGCCUAGAAGCUUUUAAAACUGUGGAGUUUCAACUUGACGCGUUGUCGGCAUCGCUACGCCUUGUCGCGCAGCUCCGCACGCUACUUGUUGGAAAUGAGUCUCUCGAUCCAAUUUUUCCACGCCCGUUCUUCUACUUUAUCGGCGAGGCUGCAUGUGGGCUCUAUCUCCUCGAACACGCGCUCUGGUCGGCUUUCCAGAUUGACAUCGCUGAGGCAGAUGCCAGGAUCGACAUCGAGGCUUUCGCGCAGUGGACAAAUGAAGGGCCAUCUGUGAAUGGUACUAAUGGGGGUGGAGUGAGGAAAGCACAGGAAGAGGUCGAACGCGUGCUGGCCAAUGGGAGAAAGGUUCAGUCGGCGUGCGAGAUGCUAACUUACGGAGUCCGCCAGCCUGCAAAGUUGUAA